AUGUGGCUGAGAGUUGAGCUUGUGGAGGUGUGUAUGGAGUUUGAGAAAUUUAUAGAGAUAGGAAAGACUUUAGGACUGGAGAAAGCAGAUCUGCAGAAAUUUGUUAAGGAGCAGAUGGAUGAAUGGAGAGAACAGGUGAAACUUGAUAGAGAAGAGCGAGCUAGAGAAAGAGACGCUGCUAAGGAGUUGGCUGAGGCAAAUGCUAGGGAAAAGGAACUUGAGAGACUGGAUAAGGAACGUGAAAGAGCAUUUCAACUGGAGAUGGAGCAUGAGAAAAGUAAGAGAGGUAGUGGUAAUCUUACGUCAAAUGAUGAUUCAGGUAUUCAUGGAGUCAAAAUUAGAAUGCAUGUAUUUCAGGAUGGGAAAGACGACAUGGAUGCAUACUUGACAAGCUUUGAGAGGAUGUCUGUAGCACAGAAGUCGCCUAAGAAGGACUGGGCAAUUCAUUUAGGAACUUUAUUGACGGGCAAAGCUAGGAAUGUCUAUGUAAGGCUAAGUAGUGAGGAUGCAAUGGAUUAUUGUAAAUUAAAGAAUGCUUUGUUGCACAGGUAUGACUUGACUCAAGAGGGAUUUAGGCAAAAGUUUAGGUCAGCGAAAAUAGAAGUAGGAGAAACAUACACACAAUUUUUGAGUAGAAUAACAGGAUAUGUUGAUAGAUGGAUUGACUUGAGUGGGAUUAAUCAGGAUUACAAUGGACUGUUAGAUUUGUUAUUGCGAGAACAGCUCUUAAAUGUUGCAAGUAAUGAAUUAACAUUAUAUUUAAAAGAGAGAACACCGGAAAGUGCAGAUAAGAUGGCGAAAUUAGCAGAGACAUUUGUAGAGGCCAGAAGAGGAGCAUUUCACAGCCGGAAGCAAGAAGAAAAAGAGAAUUCAGGAGGAUUACACAACGGGGAAGGAGGAUACCCAGGAUUUGGAAGAGGAGUGGGUAAGAGUGAUCAUUCACAAAGAAGUAAUGAAUUCCAUCGAUCAUGGGCACCCAAAUGUUUUGUUUGCGUUAGAAAGGGUCAUCUGGCUAGAGAAUGUCCAAACAGGAGAAAUUCGAAAGGAAAGAUGCACGAAAAAGAAAUUAUUGCAUGCAUGGUUCCUAUGAAAAAAGAUAGACUAGAGAACAGAGAUGAUAGCAAUAUGAAUGUGUUUGUAGGAACGAGUUUAGGAAGGGAUACAACCAUAAUUAGAGACACAGGAUGUUCUACUGUAGUGAUCAGGAAGUCUUUAGUGCCUGAAUGUGACAUGACAGGAGAGGUAGGAAGUUAUGUGACGUUAGAUGGCGAAGUGAAAGAGGCACCAUGGUGUGAGACAUAUAUUAAAACACCAUAUUUUGUAGGGAAAGUCAAAGCUAUGAUGUUAGAGAAUCCUAUUUAUGAUAUUGUGAUUGGAAAUGUGAUAGGAGCCAAAGAUGCCACGACGAAAGAUGUAGCACAGACGAUAGGAAUUAUGGAGACACGAGCCCAAGUGAAGAAGAGGGAUCUGAAGAUGCAGCCAUUGAUUACACCAACCAUACAUAUUGAUGGUGUGGACUCAGAACGAAUCCGAAUUGAACAGCAGAAAGAUGAAGGUUUAGAAAAGUUAUUUAAAUUAGCAGAAGCAGGAGAAGAAACUUUAAAAGGAAACAAUUUUUCAAAAUUUGUUAUUGAGAAUGAGUUGCUUAAAAGAAAGUCACAAUCACCUAAUGUUGAACAUGGAAAGUUAUUUGAUCAGCUAGUAGUACCAACAAAGUUCAGAGUUAAAGUAAUGAGAGUUGCACAUGAAACAGUUUUGGCAGGACACAUGGCAACACAGAAAACGAUAAACAGAGUACAACGUCAUUUUUAUUGGCCUGGUUUACAAGGGGAUAUUCGCAGAUUUUGUCAAUCAUGUGAUGUAUGCCAGAGAACAAUUCCGAAAGGUAGAGUAGGGAAAGCUUUGUUAGGAAAGAUGCCAGUAAUUGAUGUGCCAUUUGAACGGAUAGCAGUUGAUUUAGUUGGACCCAUGGAUCCAAUGACUGAUAAAAAGAAUAGAUAUAUUUUGGUUAUUGUGGAUUUUGCAACUAGGUACCCAGAGGCAGUGGCUUUGAAGAAUAUUAACACUAGGACUGUAGCAGAAGCAUUACUGGGAGUAUUUGGAAGAGUUGGAAUACCGAAACAGAUUCUCACAGACCGAGGAACUCAGUUUACUUCAGAAAUGAUGAAGGAGGUAUGUAGAUUGUUGUCGUUGAAGCAGUUAACCACUACACCUUACCAUCCCACGUGUAACGGCCUUGUUGAGAGAUUCAAUGGGACAUUAAAAUCUAUGCUCAAAAAGAUGUGUAUUGAAAGACCAAAGGAUUGGGACCGCUAUAUAGCACCAUUAUUAUUUGCUUAUAGGGAAGUACCACAAGAUAGUUUAGGGUUUUCUCCCUUUGAAUUGUUAUAUGGUAGAACAGUUCGAGGACCUAUGCAGAUUCUGAAGGAAUUGUGGACAGAUGAGACUAUAGAUUCAGAAGUGAAAACGACAUAUCAAUAUGUUAUUGAUCUUAAAGAGAGAUUAGAAGAAACUUGUAUGCUGGCACACAAUGAGUUGGAGAAAUCAUCAACUAGAUACAGAGGCUACUUCAUCGCCAGGGCAAAGGACCGACAGUUGAAAGUAGGUGAUCAGGUAUUGUUGCUUUUACCCAAAUACAAGAACAAGUUAGAAAUGAUGUGCCAGGGACCAAAUCGGAUAGUAGAGAAACUGGGUAGUUUAGAUUACAGAAUUAAGAUGGAUAAUGGGAGAGUGAAAACCUUUCAUGUAAACAUGCUAAAGAAAUAUGUGGAUAGAGAGAAAGAAGACGAAAGAGAAAAGGUAGAAACAGUUUGUGUAGCAGUAGUAGAGGAAGAACUGAUUGAAGAGAAAUGUGUAGAAAAGCUGGAAGAAAAGGUGAAUAUUGUGUUACCAUCGCUAGUUAAGACAGAGACAUGGGAAAGAUGUGACCUUUCAAGAGAUUUAGAUGUAAAACAAACCCAGGAUAUGAAAAGUGUGUUACGAAAAUAUGAUGAUGUGUUAUCAGAUAAACCAGGACGAACAGAUUUGGAAACAUUCAAACUUGAGUUAACGUCUGAAGAACCUGUAAGACUAAAACCAUAUCCAAUACCGUUUAGCUUGACAAAUGUAGUGAAAGAAGAAGUUGAUCAAAUGUUAGAAAUGGAUGUGAUUGAGAAAACAAAUUCGGCAUAUGCUAGUCCUAUAGUGCUGGUUAGAAAGAAAGAAGGGACAUACAGGUUUUGUACUGAUUAUAGGAGAUUGAAUCAAAUUGUUGUAUAUGAUGCAGAGCCAAUUCCAAAUAUUGAUGAAUUACUUAGUAAAAUGUCAGGAGCGAAAUUCUUCACGAAAAUUGAUCUUUGUAAGGAGUACUGGCAGAUUCCAGUUGAUGAAAGUUCAAGAGAUGCAACAGCAUUUAUUACUCCAAAUGGUCUGUACAGAUGGAAGGUGAUGCCAUUCGGGAUUGUUAGUGCUCCAGCGGUAUUCUCAAGGAUGAUGAGGACAUUACUGAAAGAUUUGGGUAAUGUAAGAAAUUACAUUGAUGACAUUUUAAUUUAUACUGAAACAUGGGAAGAACAUCUAAAGCUGGUUGAGACAGUGUUGGACAGAUUGAGAAAUGGAAAGUUAACUGCAAAACCAAGUAAAUGUUAUAUAGGAUUCAAGACUUUAAAGUUUUUAGGCCAUAUGGUGGGAAAUGGUGAGAUUGGACCAGAAGACAAAAAGUUGAAGAAAAUCAUGGCAGUAUCGAAACCACAGAACAAAAAAGAGUUGAGAUCAUUUCUGGGACUUAUAGGUUACUAUAGAAAGUUUAUUGACACUUUUUCAGAAAUUGCUGCUCCACUAACAGAUAUGACCAAGAACAGUCAGAGCAAAGUGUUGCAAUGGACAGAGACUACGACAGCAGCGUUUGAGAAGUUAAAAGAAAAGAUGUCUAGUGCACCAGUUUUAAAACUGCCUAAACUAGGAGAACGAUUCACUAUUAGAACAGAUGCAUCAGGUAACGGAUUAGGUGCAGUAUUAAUGCAAGAGAGCGAAGUUAUCUAA
This is a messenger RNA of Gigantopelta aegis, 4020 nucleotides long. RefSeq lists its product as uncharacterized. Gene Ontology annotation, biological process: DNA integration. Gene Ontology annotation, molecular function: nucleic acid binding; zinc ion binding. The coding region runs from base 1 to 4020 and encodes 1339 amino acids. The record is from RefSeq and is a predicted model, not a curated record. The transcript is spliced from 3 exons. NCBI's taxonomy places the organism in Eukaryota, Metazoa, Mollusca, Gastropoda, Neomphalida, Peltospiridae.